Messenger RNA from Nerophis lumbriciformis (worm pipefish), 2463 nucleotides. RefSeq names its product lanosterol synthase (2,3-oxidosqualene-lanosterol cyclase) (gene lss). Lineage: Eukaryota; Metazoa; Chordata; Actinopteri; Syngnathiformes; Syngnathidae. The record is from RefSeq and is a predicted model, not a curated record. Gene Ontology annotation, biological process: cholesterol biosynthetic process; triterpenoid biosynthetic process. Gene Ontology annotation, cellular component: lipid droplet. Gene Ontology annotation, molecular function: lanosterol synthase activity.
GAACUUUACACAUCUUGCUCGAUAUGACUGAGGGGACGCACUUGCGUAGGCGAGGGGGGCCGCACAAGACGGAAGCAGCCACGGACAUGAGCCGCUGGCGGCUGACCAGCGCUGACGGCAGGCAAACCUGGCGUUACGUGGACGAUGUCGACGGUCCAGAGAGAGAGCAGACCAUGCUGGAGGCCCAUUCUUUAGGCUUGGACACGACAAAGUUUGUGCGUGACUCCCCGCCCGCCAGCACAGCCUUACGAGCAGCCAUGAAGGGUAUGAUCUUCUACAGUCACCUCCAGGCGGAGGACGGCCACUGGGCGGGGGACUAUGGUGGACCUCUCUUCCUGCUUCCAGGUCUACUGAUCACUUGCCAUAUAGCUAAGAUCCCUCUGCACGAGGCUUGGAAGUUGGAGAUGAUUCGAUACUUGCGCUCUGUUCAGCUUCCAGACGGAGGCUGGGGCCUACAUAUUGAAGAUAAGUCAACAGUAUUUGGCACGGCUCUGAGCUACACCUCGCUAAGGAUUCUGGGUGUCGGUCCAGAUGACCCAGAUAUGGUUCGAGCGAGGAACAACCUACACAGCAAAGGUGGUGCAGUUGGGAUCCCUUCAUGGGGGAAAUUCUGGCUGGCCAUUCUCAAUACCUACAGCUGGGACGGAAUGAACACGCUGCUACCAGAGAUGUGGUUGCUCCCCACUUGGAUGCCGGCUCACCCCUCGACGCUGUGGUGCCACUGUCGCCAGGUGUACCUUCCCAUGAGCUACUGCUACGCCGUCCGACUCGCCGCCGAGGAGGACGCCCUGGUCCUCGGCCUCAGACAGGAGCUUUAUGUCCAGGACUAUGCGAGCAUUGACUGGCCAGCUCAGAGGAGCAAUGUGGCAGCGUGUGAUUUAUACACACCUCAAAGCACACUUCUGACUGUCUCUUACAUGGUGCUAAACGUGUAUGAGGCUCACCACAGCGCCGCGCUGAGAGGAAUGGCCGUCAAAGAAUUAUAUGAGCACAUUCAAGCUGAUGACCGCUUCACAAAAUGCAUCAGCAUUGGACCGAUUUCCAAGACAAUCAACAUGCUGGUCCGCUGGUCCGUGGACGGUCCGUCUUCUCCAGCCUUCCAGGAGCACGUGUCCAGGAUCCCCGACUACCUCUGGCUGGGACUCGAUGGCAUGAAAAUGCAGGGCACCAAUGGCUCUCAGCUCUGGGACACUUGCUUCGCCGUGCAGGCUUUCCUCGAGGCAGGAGCCCAGGAUGACCCUGAACUAGCCGAGUGUCUCGGACGUGCCCACAAGUUUCUCACCGUCACGCAGAUUCCAGAUAAUCCCCCAGAUUACCAAAAGUACUACAGACAGACAAACAAGGGAGGUUUCCCCUUCAGUACCCGCGACUGUGGCUGGAUAGUGGCGGACUGCACGGCUGAGGGUCUCAAGACAUUGAUGUCGCUGGACGAGCUGUGCCCCUCCAUCAGCAAACCUGUCGCUUUGGAGCGCCUGUACGAUGCUGUCAAUGUGCUAUUGAGCAUGAGGAACUCAGAUGGAGGAUUUGCCACAUACGAAACAAAGAGAGGGGGAAGACUCCUGGAGCUGCUCAACCCGUCUGAGGUGUUUGGCGACAUCAUGAUAGAUUAUACCUACGUGGAAUGUACGUCAGCGGUACUCCAGGCUCUGAGGCACUUCCAAAAAGUCCACCCAGAACACCGCGCUGAGGAAAUAAGCAACACCCUGAGAGAAGGACUGGAUUAUUGUCGGAAGGUGCAGAGGCCAGAUGGAUCCUGGGAAGGGUCCUGGGGAGUGUGCUUCACAUAUGGGACCUGGUUUGGCCUGGAAGCCUUGGCCUGUAUGGGCCACGUCUACAGCAACAGCAGGGAUGUAUGUGACGAGGUGCAGAGAGCUUGUCGGUUCCUGUUGGAUCGGCAGAUGUCAGACGGCGGCUGGGGGGAGGACUUUGAGUCGUGCGAGCGGCGUUGCUACGUUCAGAGCCGCUCAGCUCAGAUCCACAACACCUGCUGGGCUUUGCUAGGACUCAUGGCUGUCAGACACCCUGACCAGCAGGCCAUUGAGAGAGGAAUACAACUACUGGUUGAUAAGCAGCUUCCCAAUGGAGACUGGCCUCAGGAGAACGUUGCAGGCGUGUUCAACAAGAGCUGUGCUAUCAGCUACACCUCCUACAGAAAUGUCUUCCCUAUUUGGACCCUUGGACGCUUCUCUGCAUUAAACCCUGGCAGUUCUCUGACGGGAAAGCUCAACUUGUGAAUCAACUUGCCUGGUACUUGUCCAACAUUAUUUUGCAUUACAUUUUACAUUCAUGUGUGCAGAACAUGUUUGUAUAAAGGUUUUUGAUUGAUGUGUCAUUUACAGGGUGUCUGUGUGUGUGUGAGUAGGUUCAGGUAACUCAUUGACAGUAGCAGGUCUAGCUUCAAUUAGGGAUGAGUGAUAUGGCCUAAAAUCUAUAUCAUGAUACACUAUAUUGGCAAAAGUAUUU